This is a messenger RNA of Nannospalax galili (Upper Galilee mountains blind mole rat), 951 nucleotides long. RefSeq names its product olfactory receptor 9I1. Gene Ontology annotation, biological process: sensory perception of smell; G protein-coupled receptor signaling pathway. The transcript has a single exon. Gene Ontology annotation, molecular function: olfactory receptor activity; odorant binding; G protein-coupled receptor activity. The record is from RefSeq and is a predicted model, not a curated record. Gene Ontology annotation, cellular component: membrane. NCBI's taxonomy places the organism in Eukaryota, Metazoa, Chordata, Mammalia, Rodentia, Spalacidae.
AUGGCCAAGAAUAACCUCACCACAGUAACCGAGUUCAUUCUCAUGGGCUUUACUGACCAUCCGAGCUGGAAGAUCCCCCUCUUCCUUGUGUUUCUCAGCUUCUAUCUUGUCACCACUCUGGGGAACUUGGGCAUGAUCAUUCUCAUCCAGGUGGAUGUCCAACUCCACACCCCAAUGUACUUCUUCCUGAGCCACCUCUCUGUCUUGGAUGCCUGCUACACUUAGGUCAUCACCCCUCAGAUCCUGGCCACACUGGCCACAGGCAAAACAGUCAUUUCCUAUGGUCAGUGUGCCACCCAGUUCUUCUUCUUCACCAUCUGUGCAGGUACAGAGUGUUUCCUGCUGGCUGCGAUGGCCUAUGAUCGCUAUGUUGCUAUUAGCAAACCCCUGCUCUACACAGUGGUCAUGAGUCCUAGAAGGUGCUGGAGUUUAGUGGUUGGAGCCUAUGUCUGUGGGGUGUCUGGGGCCAUCCUGCGAACCACAUGCACCUUCUCCCUCUCCUUCUGUGAGGACAGUAGGAUCAACUUCUUCUUCUGUGACCUCCCACCCCUGCUGAAGCUGGCCUGCAGUGACACAGAAAAUGCUGAGAUUAUCAUUGUCUUCUUUGGCAACUUUGUCAUCUUGGCCAAUGCCUUGGUCAUCCUGAUUUCCUACCUGCUCAUCAUCAGGGCUAUUUUGAGAAUGAACUCUUCAGGUGGUAGAGCCAAGACAUUCUCAACAUGUGCCUCCCAUCUCACUGCUGUGGCCCUUUUCUUUGGGACUCUCAUCUUCAUGUACAUACGGAGUGGCUCAGGCAAAUCUCUGGAAGAAGACAAAGUUGUGUCUGUCUUCUACACUGUGGUUAUUCCCAUGCUGAACCCUCUGAUCUACAGCCUGAGAAAUAAGGAUGUGAAGGCUGCCUUCAGAAAGGUCACUAAUAGAUACCAGGUAUUCCACAGCAUGCGGCACUGA